AUGAAAAUUGAUAUAACCAAGAUCAAGAAGGGUACUUCUGAAGUGCCUCCUGAAUGCCAAGCUAUAAUACAAAAAUUAAAAGCAUGUUACCAAGAUAACAACAAUGAAAAUUUACUGCAAGAGCUGCAGCAAACAUCAUCCUGGACUUCUGGAAAAUGCGAAUUAUUUCAUUGGGUGGAUGUUCUUAAUAUAUUUGAUGACAUCCUUGAACAUGGCGCACGACGUGUUACUCCAGGUCUAUGGAGUUUGGCAGCUGAUACUUACAACAAAAAAGUAAAUUUGUAUCUUCUUUUGGAAGUACUCAGGUUUACUACAUUAUUGAUUGAAAAUUCAUUUAGUCGGCAUUUAUAUAAUUCAAUGGAACAUUUAUUAGUUUUAAUGGGGUCAAGCAAUUUGGAAAUUUUAAAUGGAGUUCUUAGUUUGCUUUACAUGUUUAGUAAAAGAAGUAAUUUCAUUCCCAGAUUGCAGCAAGACUCCAAAUCAGCAUUAUUAAAAUAUCUUAUGUAUUUAGCUGAAAGUUGGGGAGGUUGGGAAAAUGGUUUCGGCUUGGCUUCCUGUUGCCAGGAAGUUUUAAAGCCUGAACUACGGGAAUCUGCUACAACUUUACAUUUUGAAUACUAUGAUGACACUCCAAACCAUAAAAAUAAAGUAACGACUAUACAUAUUGAAAAUAUAGAUAAAAUAGAUAAGAGUUUAUCCAGUAUUAUGGAUGAAUUAAUAGAAACUUACGACGUUAUAGAAAGUCAAAGAAUGGUGCUUUUUACUCAACUUAGAUUGGCUCAUGGUUUUUCUGAUUAUAAAAGAAGGUUGUUAUGUGUUCAAGCUAGAUUACAAGCAAUAUCGGUUUUAGUAUAUUCUAAUGGGCUUCAAGAUAACACCCAUCAAGCUGUUAUUUAUAAUGGCCUAUUAGAAGAAUUAGUGGAAUUAUUAGAAUUAUCUGCUCCUGAAUUGGUAGAUAUAAGAGCUGCCGCUCUUUUAACUUUAACGUCCGUCAUACAUUUGGAUCGAAAUCCUCAUUUCCCUAAAAAACCUGGAUCACGACUUUUAACAAUCAUUGACGUUACUGGUGCUUCAAAUUAUCAUGGACAACUUCCGUCCAUGGUGAGAACUUCCAGGGCUUACGGAGCAUCGUUGCAGUCUUUUCCCUUACCUUUGGCUACAGCUUUGUUUAGUUUUCUAUAUCAUUUAGCAAGUUACGAAGCAGGAGGUGAAGCUUUGGUUUCUUGUGGAAUGAUGGAAAGCUUACUUAAAGUUAUAAACUGGCCUGGUGAAGAUUUGGAUCAAAUUACGUUUGUAACCAGAGCGGUUAGAGUAAUUGAUUUGAUUGCAAAUAUCGACAUGAGCGCAUUUCAAGCUCACCAAGGUUUAGUUAGCUUUAUUAACAGAUUGGAAUUAGAAGUAAAUAUAUGUCGGAAAGAACAGCCUUUUGAAAUUAAAAUUCCUGGGACAAAUGAAUCCUCUGUUGAUUAUAGUGGUAAUCGUUGGCAAGACGCUAAAACUGGGAAAUCUUGCUUGCCACAAAGAGCUGGUUUAAUUAAAUCAAUUUUGAAUUUUCUAAAAAAAGCUAUACAAGAUCAGGCAUUGAGCGAAUCUAUGAGAACAGUCAUGGAGGGAAGUUUACCUUCAUCUUUAAAACAUGUUAUUAGUAAUUCCGAUUACUACGGUCCUAAUUUAUUUUUGUUGGCCACUGAUGUUGUUACUGUAUACAUAUUUCAAGAGCCAUCUCUCCUGUCUACAUUGCAGGAUAAUUAUUUAACAGACGUUGUUCUUCAAGCUAUGCUAGUCAAAGAAGUUCCAGCUACGAGAGAAGUAUUAGCAUCAUUACCUAAUGUUAUUAGUGCUCUUUGCCUAAAUUCUCGAGGUUUAGCUCAAUUUAAACAAUUUCACUCAUUUGACCACCUUUGUGAAAUUUUCGUUCAUCCCUUAUAUUUGCCUGCUAUGAGAAGGAGAAGAAGUAAUGAUCCAUUGGGAGACACAGCUACAACUCUAGGAAAUGCUAUGGAUGAACUGAUGCGUCAUCAUCCGGAUUUAAAAACUGAAGCAAUGAAAGCAGUAAUAAAUUUACUUGAUGAGAUAUAUGUUUAUGGUACAAGUCCGCAAUAUACUUGCGAAAGUUACACCAGUAAAAAAACAUCAACAAGUCCCGACCCACCUGUGACUAACAACACCGACGGAGGAGCUUCAAGCGACGAGGAAGAAGAUGAAGAUAAAGAAGCACCUGCUACAUCUUAUUAUGUCCGAGUGGGUGCCACUCAGGGCAAACCACACAUACCUAUUCCUUUAAUAGAUUACAUUCAUAAUGUAAUGAAAUUCGUUGGAGCUAUUUUAAGUAAUAAUUCUACUGAGGAUCAUUGCAAGGAGUUUGUCGCUUUAGGAGGAUUAAAAUACGUAGUAAAAUUGUUGUCUAUGCCAAAUUUACCUGCUGAUUAUGCUGUUACUCCAGCAGCACAAGCUGUGGCAAAUGUUUGUAAAUCAAUUCUUAGCUUAGCACGAGAACCUAAAGUUUUGGAAGAAGGCCUUAAAGAACUUCAACAAGUCUUAACACGUUUAGAACCCUUAACAGAUCAUUCCUCGGGAAAAUGUGUUUUACUUCAUGAGUUGGCAAUGGUGCCCGAUUUAGAUAAUGCCUUGUAUUCAUAUUCAGCUACUCCUUUGCUACAUUCAAUGGCAGCCACGCAUGGUUUUGUCAUUAUGUUUGUGCACGUAUGCCGUACAGGGCAAUCAGAAAUGAGAAACACAUCAAUAUUUACUUGGGGAUCCGCUCUGGGACUUGACAUUCUACAAAAGUUGUCUAAAUUGUAUACUUCAUUGGUUUGGGAAAGUACAUUAUUGUUGGCACUUUGCAGUGACGACGUAAUACCAUCGGAUUGCGACUUUGGACAACAAGAUUUGAAUUUACUUUUGCCACAAAAAGAAGGCAGGUUAAUUCGUACCACAACGGAAGCUAUGAACACUAUGAAGGUUGAAUCUCCUUCUUCUGAUAAUAAUACAGAAGGAGCUAUAUUUCCUAUUUCAUCGAAAACAAAAUCCACUCGCAUAGCGCCUACACCCGAACAAUUGAAGCAUUUAAAAUUAUUGUUGGGUGCUGCUUCGAGAUUAGGAAGAGCAUUGGCAGAACUCUUUGGGCUUCUUGUUAAAUUAUGUGUAGGCUCUCCUAAAAGAAGAGUGACUUUUCAAUCAGCUUUCUACUGUCCAGCUGUGGGAGCUACUGAUGUCGCCAAAGCUAUGUCUAAUUUAUUGGCAAGAGGAUUAAAUUGGAAUUUAGUUCCUCCAGCUCCUCUAGAAAAAUUCAAAUUGACUUAUUUAAUAUGUUCUGUUGGUUUUACUUCUCCAAUGUUGUUUGACGAUAAAAAGCAGCCCUAUCAUAUGAUACUGCAUUAUUUUGGAAAUCCCUCCGGUCUGAUGGCAUUCUUUGAUUCUAUGUAUCACGCACUUGCCGGCGAUGGUUCUGCAGAAGGUGACAAAGAAACUGGCAAAAAAGAAUUCCCAGAAGGAACAGGCGAAUUUUUAGAUGCGUGGUUAAUGUUGUUAGAAAAAAUGACAAAUCCAAAAAUGAUAUUAGAUUCUCCUAAUGUUUUUGUUCAAGAGCACAAAGUUGAAAACACUCCCGUGUUGGAGUUUUGUCCUUACCGAUAUUUAGUAAAAAUUCAUAGAAUGGCAUUUAGUGCCGUAAUGGAAAUGUGGUGCAGAAAACCUUUAAAAGGUUACGGUUUCAGAAUGACAGACAGCAUGUUGCGCAUUUUGAAGCAUAUUUUGGUCGGUGAAAAGAUUUUACAAGAGCGUUUAGAAGAAGCAUCUGCCAAGCAAAUAAGAAGCAUUUCUUUUCGCGGCUUUGCAAGCAGCACACCAAAUUCUCAUUCCCAAGUAAAUGAAACUUUAAUUUCGCAGCUUUGCGACAUGGGAUUUUUGAGAGAUGCUGCCAUUGAAGCAUUAUCACAAUCGCGUAGUAUUGAAAUGGCUAUUGGAUAUUUACAGAAUUUGUCAGAAGUUUUAGGUUCAACUUCAAGAGAAACAUCAAAUUCUAAUUUGCCGCGAAAUAAUGCAGCUGCAAGUGGUAGUUCUUCCACUAGCCAAACUCAACCAUCACAUUCUGAAUCUGGAAAAACAAGGAAAAAAUGGAGAUGUGAAAUGCCACUUGCGGAACGCGAGGCAGAGACUAUGAACGAUAUUAAGAAGUAUCAACUGUCAAAAGAAACAAUGAGUAAAUUUACUGAAAAUGCAUUAGCUCAGUGUCUUGAAGUUUUAGAAAAUCUUCCGGAAACUGUGUACAGAGUUUCAGAUUUACUUAUGGUCAUUAGUGAUAGAAAUGGAUUUUCGUGGUGUGAAAAUAUGUUGGAAGCUUUGUGCAAAGACAUUUCCGUUCAAGUAAUAGGAAUGCUUAAAGAAAUCAAAACUGGACCCAUUACAUUAGGAAAAGUUCACAAAACUUUAUUAGAUUCAUUAGCAUCUAGAAAAAUUUCUGUCCGGCUUCAUUUACUAACUCUUCUUUUUGACGAUCUACGAUUUGCUUGUGUUAGAGCAUUAUCACAUACUUGUCUCAUUUGUUUUUUAAUUCAAUUAUUAGAAAUUCACGUCAAGUACGUAGAUGUGCAAACGCCUUUAGGCUGUACAAAAUGUUUAGUAACACCAAAAUGGUUGGCUCCCCUUUUACUCUUGCUCGACUUGUACGAAAAGACUGCUGUAUACACUCAAAGAAUGCAUGAAAUGCACAAAGCUUGUACCGGAAUAUGGAAAUGGUUUCAGUUAAAAACUGGAAAAUGGACACACUACACAUCUCAAACAAACAAAUUAAUUAACUUGGCUUAUUGGAGUGGCGCACCAGGAUGUCGCGUUACCGUUGGAGAAACUAGAAGAAAAUACCACAUUAAUUUUAAUACACUUUUACAAAUUAAUGAAGAUACAAAUAGAGGUUUGCCGAUUACGAUGAUUUUAAAACAGCCUGACCAAGAUGGUUUGGCUGCAGAAAUGACGGGUAACGAAUGUGACAAAGAAAAAAGUAAAGAGUAUGAAUCAAUUUAUAACCAAGCUCACAAUAGAUCUCAACAUCCGAUUCCUUCGAUUAACGAAUCCGAUAGAUACGUUCUUAUUCAAGCUUGUGUUAAAUUAAUUCAAAUCCCUGUAGAUCCAGAUGCGCUUCACGCAUUAAUGAGACUCACGCUACGACUUACCAGAGAUUAUUCUUUAGCUAAAUUUUUCGCUGAAAAGGGAGGAGUUACGGCUUUGCUUGAUUUAGAGCAAGAUUCAAACUUCACCGGAUUCAGCAGUUUAGCAACUCUGAUACUUCGACAUGUAAUGGAGGAUCCGACGACUUUAAGAAACGCUAUAGAAAGAUCUAUUCGAUCUAGAAUUAAUAGUGAAAUUCAACCAUCGUUUUUUAGAGAACUCUUAUUCAUCAUGAGGCAUUUGGAGGCUGCCAUAUGCAGAAACCCAGAACUUUUUUUUGAAAUCGCUCAAAAAGUUCUUCAAAUAGAGUACUGUGAUAGUUUUGAAGGGCGUUACAUAUUAAAAUAUGUUCGAAAAACGGACAGAGCAGCCAAUGAAGACACUUCCAUUGACAAAACUGCCAUUGGCCUCGUUCGUGCUUUAUUAGAUCAAUUGGUUGUACCUGAUGAAUAUCUAUUGAAAUCUUAUUCGGAAGGUGGCACAACUGAAAAUAACAAACCUUCAAAAGAAACAGUACAAAGUCAUACGCAAAACAAACUUUUCACAUCUCAACUGGAUACGUUUUCAACCGUUUUUGGAAAUAAAAAACCGGUAGAAAAUGUUGACAAAGAAAAGAAAGAAUUCAACGAAGAGAAAAAAUCAAAGAAAUUACUUUCGAAAUCGGUUAUUUUAUCCGUGUUAACCGAUGCUGUAAAAUCUUAUCCCGGAUUUUCUAAACUUAUCAUGGAUCACGUUUACGAAGCCGAUGCUGACAAUCCUGUUUUAACAGAAGACAUGACCGCAAUAAGAUUUAUAUUAGAAAAAUUUGUAUUACUCCCUGGAGUUGACAAAGAAUCUUUGGAAAUAUCUGCUGAAGCUCGAUUACUUCUCGGAGCCGUGGGUGCUUGCAAUUAUUCUAUUGCUAUUCAAUCUGCUUUAGUUAUAGAAGUCAAAAACUGUAUUCAACGGAUAGUCAAUGCUCAUUAUGAUGAUACAAAAAAGAAAUAUACGGAUGUUUCAUGCAUUCUCAGUCUGAUUUCUGACAUGAUGGCCAUGUGUCCGCCCGUUAGCUGGUUGUCUUUUGUAAAUAAUUCGUUUGUCAAAAUGAAAAACAAUGUGUCUUAUUUAUCAAAUAUCUCGAAACUAUUUACAAGGAAGGGUUUAAUAAAUGAGUUGGCUAGAUUGCCACACAACUUAGAUUUGUCAAAUCCUAAUUUUGUUUUGGCCAUGAACGCUGCGUUGAAACCGUUGGAAACUCUAACUAAAUUAGCCAACGAUCGGGGCAAUCGCUCGCAUAGCAUGGAAACUUUUAAAUUCGGAAGUAGAGGAAAUACAUCGAGUAGACCCGUCCAAGAAGCAGAUCCAACGUUGACUAAUAGCUCGGAAACCACUUCCGGGAAUACAAAUGCACAAGGAGAAGAAACAAAUGAAGAUGCUGAAAAUACCGAAAAUGAUUUAUCCGCCGCUGCGGAAAGCUUGGAACCGGUUUCCGAUAGUCAAGUCAACGAUGACAUAACCGAUAUAGGAGAAAUCGUUUUAGAAGACCAAAAUAUCGACAGGUAUUCUAAUUGCAUAAAUUUUAUAAUUUUUUUAAUUACACUAGACACCGAUAGAAACAAUUCAAUGCACAUGGAUGAAAUUGUUAUUUCUCAAGACAGAGAAACUGUUGAGAUGGUGCAUGGUCUGAUGACCGAACUUCAACCUUCCAAUCAGGAACAGUUAACCGAUCCUGACGAUCCGGAUAAUUUGGAAGAAGAUCAAUACGGAGAUGAGCAAAUGGAAGAGGAUAAUAAUGAAGUUGAUGAAGGUGGUUACAAUAACGAAAACGACGAUCCAGACGAUGACUUUUUAAUGGACACAACCAUUUUUAGUCGAGCUGAGCAUAUAAUGAACGAUUUGUUUUUCGUUCAAUACCCAAGUAAUGAAAACGAAACUUUGGGAUCCUUUAACGAGUUAUACAAUGAUGAUUCUUCUCUCAGGCCAGAGGAACCAGUACUUCAAAAUCCGCCUCCGAUAUAUCAUCCGCUUUUGGUUCGACGAAAUAGAGAAGAUACGGUUCCAUUAAGAAAUCUUCGAAAUCGUCCUCGUAGAUUUAGAUUCUUUCAAUUAAAUCCCAGAAGCACGUCAACGAAUAGACCGGAUAUUUUGCAAAAGUAUGUCUUUAAUAAAUAUAAAGUUUUUUCGCUUGCUGUUUUCCCGAAGACGUUAUCACCGGGAGGAGAUCAAGACACUCAUAAUUCCGGUAAUCAUCAUUUUCGAAACAGUAAUUUGGUAUUCAUGGAAAAUGGUUUUGGAAUGCUUACUCGUCCAGACGAAGGAAACAUUGAUUUUUUGGAUCAAUCGAUGGAGUCUUUCGGUCAACAUUUCACGGCAAGCACUCAAAGUGUUUGUUACGUUCGAUGGGCGAGCGAAAUGAAAAUUUUAGAUGCUGAUUCUGCUGCAAUGGCAGCAACCGUCUUAAGUUACCGUUUAAGAGGAUCUUUAGAAAUGCAUAAAGACGAAGGAAAAGUUAAACAAAAAUCCAACAGAACUGAGGAUAUAUUACCGGUACAAGAAAGUACGCGUCUUCUUCAAGAAUCAACUUCACCUUCCGAGGAUAGGACAGUUACCGAUUCAAAUGUUAUCGAAUCGGAUCAAGUCGCUGAAUCCGGUGGAGAAUCUAACCUUCAAGAUGCAUUUACUUCUUACUUCAUGUUUGAAGAUGACGAAAGAGCUCCAACCGAUGAAGGUUUACCGUUAAGACGCAUACCAGGUUCGGUCAGCAUUGCGCCUUCUAUUGUACCUCCUCCUGCUGUAUAUCCUUUACUGUCUUCUUCAUUACCUCUGCCAGAGGUUGAUCAUUCUUUAGAAAUAUCAUCAAAUGCAAAUCAGGAGGAAGAACAAGGGAACAAUACGUUGGCUUCAACUUCAAACGAUCAGUUUGAAACGAAUGCACCUAAUAAUACUGAAAAUGUUAAUUGUAAUAAUUCUCAAUCAGUCGCAGAAAAUCAAAAUGAAAUAAAUAACAGUGAAAGUACUGAUCGUACGAAUCAGUUAUUCCCGGAUUUUCUUCCAUCUAUUUUCGGACAGAAUUCUGAGGUUCCAGAUCAAUCGGCUUCAUCAUCUCAAGCAUUUCCUCCUUCUAGCGAAGGAAUACAAAAUGCAACGCCAACAAUAAUUGAGGAAAAUGAAUCUGCAGAUGGAAAUGCUACGACAUCCAAUGCAGAAAAUUCUAACAAUGAGAAUGCAUCACCGGUGCCGCUCGAUCCUGAGGAAAUGAUACAAUUAUAUCCGAAUGGAAGGGCUACCUAUCGUGGAAUAUCUAUUCCUGCGGGGUUGGAUCCUUCUUUUUUGGCUGCUUUGCCGUCGGAAAUGAGAGAAGAAGUUUUUUCAAAUCAUUUACGACAACAAAGCAUUCAAAGAUCAGGUACAUUAAACUUUGUUUCGAAUUCAAACACUCCACUCUCCAAUACCGAUGAAGUAAACCCAGAAUUUUUGGCAGCAUUGCCUUUAAAUAUUCAGGAAGAGGUGUUAGCUCAACAACGGCAAGAAAGACAAAGACAGGUUGCAGCAUCCACCAAUCACAAUGAUCCGUUUGAUGCUGCAGCUUUCUUUCAAAAUCUUCCUCUCUCUCUCAGGCAAUCGAUAUUAGCCGAUAUAGAAGAAUCUCAAAUAUCGGUUUUGCCACCGGAUUUAGCUGCAGAAGCACACAAUUUGAGAAGAGAGCACGAUGCACGUAACCGACAAUACUUUCAAGAACGUGAACGUAUUUUAAGCCAUAAUACCCUUUCUUCUAUAUUAAGAGGUACAGGACCUCGUGGUACAAGAGUAGCCAUUCAUGGAGUUCCUUCGAUUAGAAGUCAGUGGGGUAUAUCGUCUAUAAGCAGAGGAAGCGAAAGUGGUGGUAUCGACCCUCCUUUUGAAUCGAUAGGGCGUCAAUUGUUGGAUCAAGAAGCUGUGAGCACGUUGCUCCUUUUGCUGUUUGUUCAAGAUUUUCGCCUUAAUAUUGGUCGAUUACACCGUGUUAUUAGAAAUUUAUGUUGUCAUCCUCCAACAAGGGAUUUUGUCAGUAGGACGUUAAUAUCAAUCAUGGAAAAAUGUAACGAAAGUAGAUGCAAUUUAAGUUUAGUGAAUUCAAGGCAAUCUAGUCCUAAAAGGAAAAUGCCUCGAUCUUCGGGUCAUCAUUCUCAUUUUUCUAAAAAUUCAGACGUGGAAGUAGCAAAUCCAACGUCAGACCCGGAACCAGCAUGGCUAAACUUGAGUAUGGAUGCUGCUUUGGGUUGUAGAGCCAACGUAUUUCAGGUUCAGUUAAAGAGAUAUGGGAAGAGAAGUCUGGAUAAUUAUCUGGCUUACAGUGUUUCCAUUCAUCCUCAAGCAGCUCCUAUUGUAUUUAGAAAUGCUAUAGAUUUACUCUAUACCUUAACCAAAGUAUUUCAAAAUGAAUUUUUGCCAAAAAAGCCAAAGGACACGGAUAAAAUAGAAGAUUUAGCCGUAGUUAAAAAGCCUAUUUGUACCGGGUUCUGGGAUAUUUUAGUUCGUUUGGAAAAUCUCAAUAGCGGAAAAUCUUCGAAGAAAGGAAAAAGCGCGCUCAAAAAUCAAACGUCGACGCCAUUUAACGAAGUUGAACCCAGGUCACCCUCUUUUGACAAAUCACUCAUGGGUCAUUUGGUGACCAUGUUGACUUAUCCGUUAGUUAAAACGAGCACUCAACUCACCGAUAAACUUCUUCAUAUCUUGAAUUUAUUGGAUGAAGAAGAAGCCGUACCCGUGACCGAAGAACAUUUGAAAAUUAUUGUAAAUGUUUUGACAUCGAAUGGCUGUUCGGAAAAUGGAUUGGAACAAGCUACUAGCCUUUUGAUCAGAAUGAGCAAUUGUCCAGAUCCUACACGCCUAACAAGUUUAAGGUUAUUAAUUUCCGGUGCGCAAGAAGUUGCAGCUUUAGUAAAACAACACAUUGAAGCUCUUUUGAAUGAAUUGAUCGAAGCCAACGCGAAAGCUAAAUCGGAUCUUGAAUUAGAAGUGGAAAUGAAGGAAAGUCACAGAAAGGGACAAAUUCAAGACAGCAAAGUCAAAGGUGGUUUUGAUAUUCAGUUGCCUUCCAUGCAACCUUUAAUAUCGAAAACGUCAAGUCAAUCGUUUUUCCUAAGAAUUUUGAAAGUAAUCAUUCAACUGAGAGAAGUUUUAGUUAUAAGAAGAAAACUAGAAACUGAUCAACGUAAAGAAAACAAGGAAAAGAAAAUAAAUUCUGAUAAUCAAUCGGCUUCUAACAAUUUACCCGAACAAGGAGAAACUUCUGGUGGUCGAGUUGGUGCUAUGAGUAGUGUGAUGGAAACGGAAGAAAAUCCCGUUCCUGCAUACAAUCCCAGUAAGUAUUUUUGUAAGUUACCCUCACGCGUUUUUAACCUAAUUUAUAAUAUUAAAAUUUUUCCAGGCGAAAAUAAUGAAAACGGUUCUCGAUCGGCUGCAAGUUCAAUGAGCGUAGAUCUUGAACUAUUUGAAACGAGCGGUCAAAAUGCCGAAGAAAUCGGCGACAGAGAAGACUCCAUAAAUCAAACUAUUAUUGAAAAUACCACCACUAUUCAGCCUAGUGAACGAGACAACGAUACGAAAAUAAAUAAGCCAUCCGAAUCCUACGGAACGAUGGAAACUGACGCGGAAAAAGAAUCGGAAGAAGCCAAAAGUGAAAAUAAAGAAAAUGUAUCUUUCCAAAUACCAUCGUUAACAAAACAAUUACAAUUGGAUGACCUUUGGAUUAUUCUCAGCGAAUGUUUGACGGAGUUGGAAAAAACUCCCGAUCAUCAUGCGGCUCUCAUACUUCAGCCUGCUGUCGAAGCAUUCUUUUUGGUUCAUUCUACGGCAAUUAAUGAAAAUCGCACAGUUGCCAAUGCUGGCAUAUCGGUCCCUGUUUUACCCAGGCGUAACAGAAGCAACGGUCCUCUGCCUUUGGCACCCAUCCUUCCUGGAAUUCACUUUGCCGUGAGCGACAUAUUAGAGAUACCCGAUCCGUCUCCGAAUGCCAUGGUAUCCUUUUUGCGAUUCGCAGAACUUCAUAGAGCUGUGUUAAACCAAAUAUUACGGCAAUCCACGACUCAUCUUCCGGAUGGCCCGUUUGCCAUUCUUGUUAAUUUUACAAGAGUUUUGGACUUUGACGUUAAAAGAAAAUAUUUCCGUCAGGAAUUGGAAAAAAUGCACGACGGUUCGAGGAGAGGAGACGAAACGGCCGUUAACGUUAAUCGUAGUCACGUUUUUGAAGAAUCGUUUAGGGAACUUCAUAGGAAAUCCCCGGAUGAAUGGAAAAACAAAUUUUACGUCGUUUUCGAACACGAAGAAGGUCAAGAUGCCGGAGGCCUCCUCAGAGAAUGGUACAUGAUUAUAUCUCGAGAGAUAUUUAAUCCUGAUUACGCUUUGUUCACCGUUUCUCCUGGUGAUAGAGUGACGUAUACGAUUAAUCCGUCGUCUCAUUGCAAUCCAAAUCAUUUAUUAUAUUUCAAAUUCGUGGGGCGUCUCAUAGCGAAAGCCAUUUACGACUCGAAAUAUUUAGAAUGUUAUUUCACUCGAUCAUUUUACAAACACAUUCUCGGCAUACCCGUCAAAUACCAGGAUAUGGAAAGCGAGGAUCCAGAAUUUUACGAGGGACUCGUUUAUUUGAAAAAUCAUAAAGUUUCCGAAUUGGGAAACGAUUUGACGUUCACGACGGACGUUCAAGAAUUCGGUGUGACGGAAUCGAGAGAAUUGAAACCGAACGGUGCCAACAUACCGGUCACGGACGAAAAUAAAAUGGAUUACAUUCAUCUUGUUUGUCAAAUGAAAAUGACCGGAGCCAUUCGCAAACAGUUGGAUGCUUUUCUCGAAGGAUUUUAUGAAAUUAUACCAAAACAUUUAAUAUCGAUAUUUAACGAACAGGAAUUGGAACUUCUUAUAUCUGGCCUACCAAACAUUGACAUUGACGAUCUCAAAAACAACACGGAAUAUAAUAAAUAUUCUAGAAAUUCAAUUCAGAUCGUAUGGUUCUGGAGAGCCUUACGUGAAAUGGAUAAUCAGGAUCAAGCCAAAUUUUUACAAUUUGUAACUGGAACGUCAAAAGUUCCUCUCCAAGGAUUCGCUGCCCUGGAAGGAAUGAAUGGAAUACAAAAAUUUCAAAUACACAGAGAUGACAGGUCCACCGAUAGGCUUCCUAGUGCUCACACGUGUUUUAAUCAACUUGAUCUUCCUGCUUACGAAACGUACACGAAAUUAAAAAAUAAUCUUCUCAAAGCUAUUCACGAAUGUAGCGAAGGUUUCGGAUUCGUUUAA
Pediculus humanus corporis (human body louse) is the source of this 12414-nucleotide messenger RNA. RefSeq names its product HECT, UBA and WWE domain-containing protein, putative. Gene Ontology annotation, biological process: proteasome-mediated ubiquitin-dependent protein catabolic process; protein polyubiquitination; positive regulation of protein catabolic process. Gene Ontology annotation, molecular function: ubiquitin-protein transferase activity; protein binding. Gene Ontology annotation, cellular component: nucleus. Lineage: Eukaryota; Metazoa; Arthropoda; Insecta; Psocodea; Pediculidae. The record is from RefSeq and is a predicted model, not a curated record. The coding region runs from base 1 to 12414 and encodes 4137 amino acids. The transcript has 45 exons.